CGUGCGACCGUUCUGCCACCCCAAUCCGGAAAGCGUGAACUGGCAAGGCCACUUUGGAAAAGCAGCUACUGAGGCGUUCGUGGGUGGGAGUAGAUGAGUAAAUUUGGGAGUGGAAGGGGCGAAUCAAUGGACAGCCGUGAGGAGCGAGAAAUUUCAGUCUCUGGCUCACAAGGAGGAGCCUAGGGCUGUCAUUCAAAAGCGCAAGCAGACCCUGGCCUUGGAGGCGGGGCCUCGUGUGGCCCUGGGGAAGGGCGGGGCCUUCUCGAGCCACGCCCCGUCCUGCCAGAGGCCUCGGGCGCUGCACCCACACUUCGCCGCGCACCUGGGGUCUGCACCAGCCCUUCCGAGGUGAUCCAGGUGUGCGCGCGCCCCGGCCGCACCUGCCGCCGGCCUGCCUCACCUGCGCUUUGUCCCCCAGAGCCGCGAUGGCCGUCCUCUCCAAAGAGUACGGGUUCGUGAUUCUCACCGGGGCCGCCAGCUUCAUCAUGGUUGCCCACCUCGCGGUCAACGUCGCCAAGGCGCGCAAGAAGUACAAGGUGGAGUACCCCACCAUGUACAGCUCGGACCCGGAGAACGGGCACCUCUUCAACUGCAUCCAGCGAGCCCACCAGAACACGCUGGAAGUCUACCCUCCCUUCUUGUUCUUCCUGGCCGUGGGCGGCGUGUACCACCCGAGGGUAGCCUCGGGCCUGGGCCUGGCCUGGAUCGUCGGACGCGUCCUUUACGCCUACGGCUACUACACGGGAGAACCCAGCAAGCGGAACAGGGGCGCCCUGGGCUCCAUCGCCCUCCUCGGCCUGAUGGGCACCACCGUGUGCUCCGCCUUCCAGCACCUGGGCUGGGUUAAAGCCGGCGGCCUGGGCGGGGGGUCCAAGUGCUGCCACUAGGGGGGCGUUGGGGGCGGGGGCGGGGCGGUCAACACGCUCCUCCGUUGUGAGCGACUGACUUUUAUUUCCAGUUCUUUUUUUUUUCUAAAUAUAAUAAAGUUUAUCUGGCAUCAGCCUCGUAUGUAA
Molecule: messenger RNA, 1013 nt
Organism: Phyllostomus discolor (pale spear-nosed bat)
Lineage: Eukaryota; Metazoa; Chordata; Mammalia; Chiroptera; Phyllostomidae
Gene: MGST3
Product: microsomal glutathione S-transferase 3
Exons: 6
Coding region: 426-887 (153 amino acids)
Cellular component (GO): endoplasmic reticulum; membrane; nuclear envelope
Molecular function (GO): glutathione transferase activity; glutathione peroxidase activity
Source: RefSeq, a predicted model, not a curated record